AUGCUGUUCUCCUGGAGAGGAGGCCCAGGAGCCCAGAGUCUGCUGCUGUCGCUUCUGCUUCUCGCAGCCUGGAAAGCAGGGAGUGGCCAGGUUCACUACUCAGUCCUGGAGGAGGCCAAACACGGCACCUUUGUGGGCCGCAUCGCCCAGGAUUUGGGGCUGGAGCUGGCGGAGCUGGUACCGCGCCUGUUCCGGGUGGCGUCCAAAGGCCACGGGGACCUUCUGGAGGUAAAUCUGCAGAAUGGCAUUUUGUUUGUGAAUUCUCGGAUCGACCGGGAAGAGCUGUGCGGGCGGAGCGCGGAGUGCAGCAUCCACCUGGAGGUGAUCGUGGACAGGCCGCUGCAGGUUUUCCACGUGGAGGUGGAGGUGAAGGACAUUAACGACAACCCGCCUGUGUUCCCUGAGCGUAAGAAAAAAAUAAUCAUUGCAGAAUCUAGACCCCCAGAAACUCGGUUUCCACUAGAUGGCGCAUCCGAUGCAGAUAUCGGAGUAAACUCGGCCUUGAUCUACCGAAUUGAUCCCAACGAGUAUUUCGCUUUGGACACACAAAACAAUCGUGAACAAAUGUCUUCGUUGUCACUUGUAUUGAGGAAAUCACUGGACAGAGAGCAAAUUCAGGAGCAUAGCUUAUUAUUGACAGCCAAUGAUGGGGGUAAACCGGAGCUGACCGGCACAGUUCAGUUGUUGAUUACAGUUUUGGAUGUGAAUGACAAUGCCCCAGAAUUUGACCAGUAUAUUUAUAAAGUGACAGUGUUAGAGAACGCAUUUAACGGAACAUUAGUGAUUAAGCUAAAUGCCACAGAUCUUGAUGAUGGUACGAACGGAGACAUAAUCUACUCAUUUAGAAAGCCUGUAUCGCCUGCGGUGUUGCAUGCAUUUAUCAUAAAUCCCAACAGUGGGGAAAUUAGAACAAGAGGUAAACUAGAUUUCGAAGAAAAGAAUUUGUAUGAAAUAUCGGUGGAGGCAAUAGACAAGGGGAAUAUUCCAAUGGCAGGUCAUUGUACCGUUUUGGUAGAAAUACUAGAUAUAAAUGAUAACAUCCCAGAAAUUACCAUCACUUCUCUGUCGCUCCCUGUGAGAGAGGAUGCUCAGGUGGGCACUGUCAUAGCCCUGAUCAGCGUGUCCGACCGUGACUCUGGCGCCAACGGGCAGGUGACCUGCUCACUAACACCUCAUGUCCCCUUCAAGCUGGUAUCGCGUACACUUAACAACUACUACAAGAUGGUGCUGCAGAGUCCCCUGGAUAGGGAAGAAGAAGUUGUGCACCACCUCCUCCUCACAGCCUCUGAUGGGGGCAACCCAGUCCAUUCAGGAACCCUCCGCAUUCAUGUUCAGGUGGUAGAUGCAAAUGACAACCCUCCAGCAUUUACUCAAGCACAGUACCACAUGAGUGUCCCAGAGAAUGUGCCGCUGGGCACUCAGCUGCUUAUGGUCAAAGCUACUGACCCAGAUGAAGGAGCCAAUGGGGAAGUAACAUACUCAUUUCACAAUAUAGACCACAAAAUAGCCCAGAUAUUUCAGUUGAAUUCUUACACGGGAGAAAUAUCAAAUAAAGAAGCCCUGGAUUUUGAAGAAUACAAAAUUUAUUCAAUGGAAAUUCAGGCUCAGGAUGGUGCAGGCCUCAUGGCCAGAGCUAAGGUGCUGGUCAAAGUUCUGGACAUAAAUGAUAAUGCCCCAGAGGUGACCAUGACCUCUGUCACCACUUCAGUCCCAGAAGACUUUCCUCCUGGAGCUAUAAUUGCUCUUAUCAGUGUGCAUGACCAGGACUCUGGAGACAAUGAAGAUUUCCUAAUGUUCAUCUUCAUGGCAAUCAUCCCUUUUUUGUGGGUAGAAAAUGGCGACUAA
This is a messenger RNA of Neomonachus schauinslandi (Hawaiian monk seal), 1845 nucleotides long. Its product is annotated as protocadherin alpha-13-like. The transcript is spliced from 4 exons. The record is from RefSeq and is a predicted model, not a curated record. NCBI's taxonomy places the organism in Eukaryota, Metazoa, Chordata, Mammalia, Carnivora, Phocidae. Gene Ontology annotation, biological process: homophilic cell-cell adhesion. Gene Ontology annotation, molecular function: calcium ion binding. Gene Ontology annotation, cellular component: plasma membrane. The coding region runs from base 1 to 1845 and encodes 614 amino acids.